CUGUCCGUGAUCUGUCAGUUUGAUUUCUGGGCGCACCAGUGUGUUUUCUUUUCCCACCGAAAUGGACUGGGGAUUUGUGUGCUAAGUUAAUAAUCAGGCAUGCAGUAACUUAGUGAUUGGGGAGAAAUUGUAAACAUUGUAUAUUGUUCAUUUCUUUUUGCGUGAAACUAAAAACUGAUCUUUUGAGCCUUUUUGUAUGAUAGUGGUUUUUUGAAGGUUAUGCAGUUUAUCAUCAUUAUUACUGUGUUGUUAACAUAAAAGACUUGCUUUCCGGUAAUUUCAAACCGGUUUCGAAUGAAAGUGAAAAGUCUUUUGUUCGUAUUUCCUCUAAAGCGGUGCUAAUUUUUCAAAACGUUAUUUUAAGUUUGGAAUAGUGGUUGCUGCUCUUUGUUUCCUGGAGAUAAUGUGUUUACUCUAAGAAUUAUUUUCUCGUCUCGGAAAACUCUUUAAACUAAAUCAAGAUGAAGUUUGCAGAGCAUCUGUCCGCCCACAUCACUCCGGAAUGGAGGAAGCAGUACAUAAAUUAUGAUGAAAUGAAAUUAAUGUUGAGUAAAGUGAUAGAGGAAGCCCCUUCUCCAGAAUCUGUUGAACCAGAAAUCAUCACAAGGCACUUCAGUCAGUUUGAUGAGAAUUUCUUCCUAUAUUGUGACAAAGAACUUCAGAAAAUCAACGUCUUUUACGCAGAAAAACUUGCUGAGGCAACUCGCAAAUACGCAUCUUUGUGCGUUGAGUUGAAAGCAGCCCUCGAGCUAGGUAAAAAAAAGCAUGUGACAAGCGGGGCAGGGAACGAUAUACCUCCCAGGAAACUGCAAGAGCUCAAAUUGGCAUUCAGUGAAUACUACUUAAGUCUCAUUCUGUUGCAAAGUUAUCAAACUCUCAAUUAUGUAGGAUUUAGGAAAAUCUUAAAGAAGCAUGACAAGCUCCUGCGCGUGGACACCGGCUCCAAGUGGUGGAAACUCUGCAUGGAGACGGCCCAUUUCCAUACGAACAAUGAAAUCAGUCGCCUCAUCACAGAGACGGAAAACACAGUCACCCAAGAACUUGAGGGCGGAAACCGGCAGAAGGCGAUGAAAAGGUUGAGGGUUCCUCCACUGGGCGAACAGCAGAGUCCGUGGAUUACUUUCAAAGUUGGUCUCUUUUCUGGUUCCUUCCUAGUUCUUUUUUGUGCUGUUAUUUUAUCUGCCCUAUACCAUCAGAGCAGUUAUCAAGGCCUAGCCACAGUGUUUAGACUCUACCGAGCACCACUUCUGUUGAUAAUGUUCCUAUUUCUCAUCGGGGUCAACGUUUACGGCUGGAGAUCGUCCGGUGUCAACCACGUCUUGAUCUUCGAGUUGGAUCCCCGAAAUCAUCUAACUGAGCAACAUCUGAUGGAGCUGGCAACAAUAUUCGGAGUCAUUUGGGCCCUCAGUAUCCUCUGUUUUCUGUAUAGCAACUCUCUGAGCAUACCGCAGUACCUGAACCCCAUCAUUCUAGUUUUUGUCAUGGCUUUCUUCUUUUUAAAUCCAUUGAGGACAUUCCAGUCCGGCGCUAGAUUUUGGUGUAUUAAAGUCUUGUGGAGAAUGUUUCUAGCCCCAUUCUAUCAUGUUGGUUUCGCAGAUUUCUGGCUGGCUGAUCAGCUGAACAGUCUCGCAACAGUACUCCUUGAUUUCCAUUUUCUAGUCUGUUUUUACUUUACGUCUACUGACUGGAUGUCUUCUGCAGAUAUUCAUCCCUCUUUUGAUAAUUACUGGCUGUCAAGGGCCAUUGUUAACUGCGUUCCAGCAUGGAUUCGAUUUGCACAAUGUCUCAGGCGGUACUAUGAUUCUGGAGAAGCCUUUCCGCACAUUGCCAAUGCCAUGAAAUAUGCUUCCACUUUUUUUGUAGUCAUUUUCCAAACUCUUUUGGCAAGGACCUCAGGUUCUUACUCUGACAUUACUUUAAACCCUUUUUUCUACUGCUGGGUUUGUGCCUGCAUUGUCAACUCUCUGUAUGCUUACAUUUGGGAUGUCAAGAUGGAUUGGGGUUUGUUUGAUCUCUCUAGCGCAGAGUAUCAGUUACUGCGGGAAGAAACUGUUUACUCAAGCUCUGCUUUCUAUUAUUUUGCAAUCAUAGAAGACUUCAUCCUGAGAUUUACCUGGCUUUACAGUUUUUGGCUGACAAAUCAUGGUUAUGUGUCUGCUGAAAUGAUGACCACCAUAACAGCACCGCUCGAAGUUUUCAGGCGUUUUGUGUGGAACUUUUUCCGGUUGGAAAACGAGCACUUGAACAACUGUGGUAAAUUUCGUGCCGUCCGAGAUAUUUCCAUCGCGCCCAUCGACUCGUCAGACCAAACGCAAAUAGUGCGGAUGAUGGACGAUGACUGUUUUGUUACCAACCGCAAAGUUAGGAAACCUAACACAAAAAAAUCAACAAAAGAAGACAAGAGGCCACUUUUAACCGUGGAUGAUAAUCUCAGUGAAGCAGCCUCAUUCCAAACCCUAUGAAUGUGAUAUUUUUAUGUGUUUAAGUGCUGAUGUGUGGUCUAGAAGUUGAUCAUUGUGCUGAUGUACUAAGGAAAAGCGCUUUAUGAGCCUUCAGAUGUCGCCAAAUUUCCUUUGAUAAAAUAAGAGUUUUAAAGGAAACUUGUGAAUAUUUUUCUCUCAAUUCAUCAGAGAUAUUCAGUCGCAAUCGAAUCUGCAGCGUGUGAAAAUUUAAAAAAAAAUAUUCUUAGCUCUUUCAAAAUGAAUGUUUUAGAAUGAGGUUGUUACAGUCAAAGAAUACUGGGAAAUUUGAAGAAAUGAGGGAAACCUGGAAACGUCAGGGAAAAUGAUAAAAGUUCAGGGGAAAAUUGUUAAGUCACCUUUAUUUGCUAUCUAGAAUGGGUUUGACAUUUCCAACAACAAAUUUUGCGUGAAAACUAUCUCAAAUUAUGUAUGUUUAACCAUCUGUCAUAUCUAAAA
Bemisia tabaci is the source of this 2918-nucleotide messenger RNA. The record is from RefSeq and is a predicted model, not a curated record. NCBI's taxonomy places the organism in Eukaryota, Metazoa, Arthropoda, Insecta, Hemiptera, Aleyrodidae.